Hypoxylon fragiforme is the source of this 1000-nucleotide messenger RNA. RefSeq lists its product as uncharacterized. The record is from RefSeq and is a predicted model, not a curated record. Lineage: Eukaryota; Fungi; Ascomycota; Sordariomycetes; Xylariales; Hypoxylaceae. The transcript has a single exon. Bases 232 to 894 code for a protein of 220 amino acids.
AAACUUUUAAAAUCCCUGCUAGGGACAAAUCCCAAUGUCAAGAUUACCGACACAUGCUUCCAAAUAGCUUUUAGAAACUGCGAUGAUGAUAUAACAUUGCUAUUGGAACACAGGCACGACGAUGUGGCUAUCGUGGAUGAACUUUUCCAGGUGGCUAUUCUUCAUACUCCGGAAUGUAAUGCGAUAAAAUCCUUCGGAUACAUACACCAAGACCCAAAACUGACCUUGUAUAUGAAAAGUGGGAUAAAGGUCUCGUCGCAACCACAAGGGCGCCCGAGAAACGUUCGCCUUCGACGUACUGUGUAUAUCAUUGCAUCUCGAUUAUUGGACAACAACGGCCGAUACACGUUACCGGGAUUCUAUGAACUUGGCCAUUGCCUUAUCCUCCUUGACAAACAAGACGAAGCCUUGAUAGCAUAUGAACAACACCAGCGAGUCUUCUACAGCCUACAUCGUGGAUAUGGGCUGGGAAAUGCAUGCAAUCAUGACUGGAUAGGCAUAUACAAGUUGGUUAACAUGCAUCAUUGGUGCGGUCAUUGCUAUUCCGAGCCCGGCCUGUUCCAUCAAAACGGAUGGAAAGUUUGUAAAGGAUGCAACUGCACUGUCUUGUGCUCUGGAUGCUAUGUGGAGACAACUCAUGGUUGUUUUAAACAUGGGUUCCUCGAGAUACCAAAGCCAAAAUUGCACGCCGCGGAUAAGAAUUUAGUCAACGAUUCUAGGGAAACAGUUGUUGAAUGGCUAAUGAGAAUCCGGAAUACGUUCGACUCCAGCGUUCACGAGGAGGCGACUGUGGUCGACGAUAACAGAUGCCUCGUUCCUCGUGAAGACACGGGUGACUACCUGCUGAAUAACGAUGAAUCUGAGAAAUCUGAGGAACGGAUAGGAGUAAAAUGAGGAGGUUUUGAAGUGAUACGUUAGGUACUUAAGCAUUGGAGACAUCAGGGGUGUUUCAGCAACCAAAGCUACCUAGGCACCUAUCCAAGUACCUAAUCUACUUACG